This is a messenger RNA of Cyprinodon variegatus (sheepshead minnow), 443 nucleotides long. Its product is annotated as WD repeat-containing protein 17-like. The transcript is spliced from 2 exons. Gene Ontology annotation, molecular function: protein binding. The annotation marks the transcript as partial. The record is from RefSeq and is a predicted model, not a curated record. Lineage: Eukaryota; Metazoa; Chordata; Actinopteri; Cyprinodontiformes; Cyprinodontidae.
CUGGAUCAGCAGUACAAUGAAUUCAAGCUGAGGUCCAUCAUGUCGGAGCACAAAAAGACCAUAACAGCCAUCAGCUGGUGUCCCGACAACCCGGAUCUGUUUGCGUCAGCCUCCGCCGACAAUCUGCUCAUUAUUUGGAACGUAGCUGAGAAAAAGGCAGUGGCGAGGCUGGACAACACUAAAGGCGUCCCUGUGUCGGUCAGCUGGUGCUUGAACUCCACUGAAGGAGUGGCGUUCGUCUCCCAACGCGGUCCGCUCUACAUCUGGGAUUACAGAGGCUCUGACCCGGGGGUCACCGUCCACAAGGAAGCCCACUCCUUCCUCUCUGAUAUCUGUCUGUUCCGAUGGCACCCCACCAAGAAGGGAAAGCUGGUGUUUGGACACACAGACGGAAGUUUGUCUGUUUUUCAGCCGGGUGAGAGAUUAAAUGAUGGAACCGACAC